Messenger RNA from Gadus morhua (Atlantic cod), 941 nucleotides. RefSeq names its product wiskott-Aldrich syndrome protein family member 1-like. The record is from RefSeq and is a predicted model, not a curated record. The transcript has 5 exons. NCBI's taxonomy places the organism in Eukaryota, Metazoa, Chordata, Actinopteri, Gadiformes, Gadidae. The coding region runs from base 270 to 941 and encodes 223 amino acids.
UCCUGGUGUGUUUAUCCUCAGAGAGAUUCAUCACCUGGAGAGGGUUCAGUCGCUCCAAGCAGCACCAUGGUUACCUGCCCUGAGGGCCGGGGCGUUGCUACACGGAGAAGACUCUCACCAAGCCUCUCACCUGAGAGCCACAGCUCCUCACCUGAGAGCCUUGCAGCAGAGCCCAGAGCAGCUGGAGCGGAGAGAGGAGCUGGAUGGAGUGAUAGCAUGUAGCUUCUGGAUCUACCGCCGUGCAGAGAGAGAGCCUGAAGGCCUCAGAGAUGAAGACGAUGGGACCAGACCAGCCCUGCAACCGACGGAGGAAGACCUCUGAAAGGAUGAGGAGACCCUCUGCUGACCCUGAUGGAAGCAAAAGGGCUUUACUCAGGAGAAUCAGGAUUCACCCAGAGGCCCAGAGGAUUCUGGGUAAUUCCAUCAUCGCUUUAGUUUGCCUGGAACGUUUAGAAGACCUAGCUGGGACUUGCCCGACGUUGCACUCCACAGCCCUGGGGCCCACGGUGACUCUGACACGGGUCCAAUGGCCACCUCACCGGCCUCAGCCCGGGCCUGCGCUGGUCCAUUCUUCUCAUCAGCAUGGUUUCAAUCCAAACACAUCCGACACGUACCAGGCGGGCACUGUGUCCCCCCCAGCCCAGCCACCAGGGCCUCCAGACCCCAUUCCUCCGGACCACACCACCCCAACGCCCUGGAGCCCUGAACCCCUGCACUGCUCCGUUGGCAUGGUGGAGCCCGAGGAGCACAGCCUUCACAAGGAGGCCGACUCCAACACGCCGCAGCCUCUGUUACAGAGCAGCUGGGAUCGUCUAGCAACAGCAGACACUACUGAAUUGGCACCGCUGGAUCAAGAUCCAGAUCCAGAUCUAGAUCUAGAUCCAGAUCCAGAUCCAGAUCCAGAACCAGAUCCAGAUCCCGAUCCAGAUCCAGAAUCUUGA